AUGUCGCAGAGUUGCGUCUCGCCUUGCAUCUUGUUCAUCCCUUUAUCACUGAUACAGCUUGGAGAUGAGCCAACCACGACCAGUGCAAGAAUCAGAGUCAAAAGCUGGAGGAUGUCCUCAGCAACUCCAAGCCACGUCAGAAUUCACCUCCGACUAAAUCCAUAUCAGAUGGGGAGAAAUCCUCGACAUAUAUGGAUUCGUGACAAUGAUCCUGCUUCAGUUAUCAUGUCGACCGAGCACAAAUCGUCUGGUGCAAUGAGAAGAGCAGAGGAAUGCAUCGGAACACUUCCUCACGUUUCACGCAAGACUCUGAUUCCGAAGCCCUCUCCGAGAGCUACUUACCUUCAGCCAGCUGUCAGUCGCGGAAACAUCGACACAAGAACGUUGCUUAUCUCGUCGGAAAGCGGUCAGGCAUAUGGUGUCAGAUCACCUCUCGGGGUGUCUCAAUUGCCCACACCUCCUGCGCAAUCGCAUGAACAGUUGUACGGAUCUCUCCCAAACUCAAGGCCAGCGAUGGGUACUUGGUGCUGUGAAUAUGUGGAACAGGCAAAUGCAACGCAUACACGAAAGUCGCCACAAUGGGGGCUGUUUUGGUGGGAUAUUCUCUUUUACCCUGGCAAUUACAUGGGCUUCUGUGGCAUGGUUGAGUGUCUGAGGACUAUCCUCACAGAUCUGGCAAUGGCUAGAACACAAGGCAGUUAG
Molecule: messenger RNA, 702 nt
Organism: Amorphotheca resinae ATCC 22711
Lineage: Eukaryota; Fungi; Ascomycota; Leotiomycetes; Helotiales; Amorphothecaceae
Exons: 1
Coding region: 1-702 (233 amino acids)
Source: RefSeq, a predicted model, not a curated record